Messenger RNA from Penaeus monodon (black tiger shrimp), 3477 nucleotides. RefSeq lists its product as uncharacterized. The transcript is spliced from 4 exons. The record is from RefSeq and is a predicted model, not a curated record. Bases 659 to 1243 code for a protein of 194 amino acids. Lineage: Eukaryota; Metazoa; Arthropoda; Malacostraca; Decapoda; Penaeidae.
UCCGUCGCUCCGGCAGUCUGGCUUUGGCCGCAGAAGGUGACGGACGUACAGAGGUGCUCGCUCAGUUUACCUGGAUGUCACUUGGGUAACGCGCCAGGAGCCGAUUCUUCUCGUUAUCGGAGGCACACAGGGGGCAUCCAGGCCGUUAUCCCGCACGAAGCGAGGAAAAGAAGACGGAGGAAGACCUUUUUUCACGGGAGCGCUUUGAUUCCCCUUUCUUUUGCACGUCCAUCUCUGCUGCCUCCACCAUGCAGAACCUCGACGCAACAGGCACCACGAUAGUCAUCACCAUCCUCCUGGAGGGGACGUAACAGCGCAUCAUCUUCACCACCCUCUCGAGACGUUCCUCUUCGCCUCCCCCACCACGCCGCACAUCCCCCAUUUCUCAUUUCGCCGUCGCCCGCCUGCGCACCCAGCUCGACGUCCAUACACAGUGAGGAAGAAAGGAGAGAUCAUCCCUUGAGAGAGAGAGAGAGAGAGAGAGAGAGAGAGAGAGAGAGAGAGAGAGAGAGAGAGAGAGAGAGAGAGAGAGAGAGAGAGAGAGAGAGAGACACGUCGGGAAGUUGCAUGACCCGCCGCCCAGCCGCCUCCUCCCCGCGCUGCCUGCUCCCGCCCCGUCGCCGUCGCCGCUGAGGAGGACCUUGGGACGCCCUUGGAGAUGUGCGGCGAAGUUGAUGCGUGGAAGAUCAAAACCGUCUUGGUUAGCAUCCUCGUCGCCGCGGCUUGUGCAGCCGACUGGAAGGAGGAUCUGUCCAACGAGUUGAGCAUCGGCGUGAGUGACAAGGGGUAUGCCCGAGCGGUUCUAGACUGCGAGGAUGACCACAUGGCCUUCGUCAUUACCAUGGAGGAGGACUUCGCUGGCGUGGUCUAUACGAGAGGCAGCUUCCACGCCCGCAAAGGACCCUGCUUCCUGGACGCCACGGCCGGCAAGGAGUUCGCGCUCAAGUUCAACUAUAAGGACUGUGGCACCAAAUACGACAGCGCGCUGGGUGGUCACGUGAACACCGUAGUUGUUCAGCAUGACGAUGACCUUAUCUUCCCGGGUGACCUCGCCUUCGCCCUCAGAUGCCAUGACCAGGUCACCGUCAGCGCGUCCAUGGAAGGGGUAAAGUCCAAGAUCACCCUCGUGGACCCGGAUCCCGGCGCCAAGGGGGACCCCAAGGACGAGCUCUCAGCCACCUCCUCGUCGCGGGUCGUGACCUUGAGUCCGGCCCGCCCAUCGCCGCCCAAGGAGGAGCUAUAGCGGAUCCUCAGGGGCACGGAGAGGUACCGACGGUCCUGCGGGCGGGCGUGAGGAUCCUGACGCGCGCUUUCGGGGAGAGAGGGUGGGCGUGGGGGUUGUGGGGAGGGAGUGGGGAGAGGGAGAAGUGGGGAGGGAGUGUCGGGAGCUUGGGGAAGGAGUGACUGCAGGUGCGGGGAGAGAGGUUGAGGAAGUGUGCGUGGGGAGGCAAAAAAAAAGAAGAGCAGAGGGGAGGAAGUGUGGGCAGAGCAACAGCCUCCCCGCCCGGCCCCUGAUCAUAGACUGACCAGUUGCCCCUUCAGUAGUGACGUGGAAGGGACGGUGGGUGGAUUCCUUCACUCUAUCCCCUCAUGCCACUGCCCCCGCCCCCCCCUUUAGAGUGGAAUGCACACGCGAGCGCUUCCCCGGGGUGUCCGUUGCAAGGGAGGAACUUAAGGGAAGUUGCAGAGUAUGAGUGUUGUUUUAUUUUGCAAGAUUGAUCUCAUAACAAAGUAGUGUUGGUGAGUGAGACUCCUUCCCCCCCAUUUUUGCUCGAUUUUUUUUUUCUUCAAGAAUUCUCUUUUGUCCGUUUCUUUCUUAUCGUCCUUCACUUCCUCCUCCUUUAUUCUCCGGUUCUUCUCUUCCUCACCUCCAGGAGGGGGAAAUCUAAAAAAUAAAAAAAGGGGGCAGUAAUUUAACAAAGCCAAAUAUUCUUGUGGUAUGAAAAGAAACCUCUGUUUAUCGUUCACUCCGUCUUUUUUGUUUUUUUUUUUGUACUGUACCAAAUUUAGAAAUUCUUCCCAUUUGCCAAAUGUUACGUGGAAAAAAAAAUAUAUAAUGACCUGGUGCUUUAAUGCCAAUAUAUUCCCUUUUCGUUUAUUAUCUUCACGAAUAUCUUUCCUCACCUGGUUUCUUCCUGGUUUCGAAUCGGGACAAGAAAACGAGAAGGUUUUCGAAGGGAGUUGAAUAUACUUCGUUAUUCGCAGCUGCAGAAUCCGCCAUUUUCUACGCGGGAGACCUUGAAGCCUCAAAAAAAAGUAGAAUUAUGAAGAAAUUGUCAUCUUCAAUCAAUUUUCAUUUUUAACCGAAAUAGAAGCAUCCCAGAUACUAUCUUUUCUAAAGGCGGAGGUGCCACUUGCUUGUUAUGGGUUGAUGUUUAUGUAAUAAGAGAGAGGUUAGUGAUGUUUUUGAUUUAACAAUGUUAUAUAAACAUUCACCCAAUUAUAUUCAGGUGCAUCUUCUGAAAAAAAAGUACAGGUUGACGCUGUUUUAUUUGUAAAAUACGAACGUGUCUAAACCUCACCAAUAUGAGAUCUAUUUUUUUUAUACCUUAUAUAACUCAUUUUGUAAUAUGAAAGGCUUCGGAAGAGGAAUUUUAUUUGUCCGUAGGCACAUUAUAAAGCUGAAAAAAUAACAAAGUUUAUCCUCUAAAGUCUCAACCAUUUUCUUUAACAUUCUCGUUUUCUGUAUUCUGAGAACAGUGACUGCUGUAUUUUGGAUUGUAUAUUGUCUUAAUUUAUUUCCGGUUGUCUGUGAAUUCACUUUUCAGUAUCUAAGUAGCAUGUACGAUACUUAAUCUGUGCUCUGUUUUUAUAUAUAUAUUUUUUGUCUGCCCUUAUUUUGCAUCUCACUUGUCUGCGGUUGCCAGAAUGUUGCGUUAAUCUGCUUGGCACAUGUACCUGAUUGGCAAAAGAAAAAAAAAAGAAAAAAAACCCUGGUCAGUACGAUGGUUUGCCCAAUUAAAUAUUUCUUCAGGUAUGUGCUACGAACGCACGUACGUGUUAUGUAUGUGUACACAAAAUUGUGAAUUGUGUAGAUAAAAAGUGCACACGGUUAUGAUGACUGUCACGUGAUAAGAAAUUGUAUUUAUGAUAGCCACCAUGAUGUUAAGACGCACACACACACACACACACACACACACACACACACACACACACACACACACACACACACACACACACACACACACACACACACACAACACACACACACACACACACACACACACACACACACACACUUAUUUACUCAUAUUUACAAGAUGCGGUGCGGGAGUGAAGUGUCCUGCAAAGCCUAGGCAAGCUGGGUAUUUUUUCAACCCGGAAGCAAAACGUAAAAUGAAGAAAAUAAAAAAAAAAAUAUUAAGAAAAAUUCGCUUGAGAAUUGUUAUAUAUUUUUUCAUUAAGGUUUUGUUCAUUCAAUGAACUAAAAUUUAGGAUAGGUUUUUGUAAUUUUUCAAUAAAACGAAAAGUAUGGAU